This is a messenger RNA of Talpa occidentalis (Iberian mole), 6313 nucleotides long. It is a transcript of the gene ITGA4, whose product is annotated as integrin subunit alpha 4. The record is from RefSeq and is a predicted model, not a curated record. The coding region runs from base 145 to 3237 and encodes 1030 amino acids. The transcript is spliced from 28 exons. Lineage: Eukaryota; Metazoa; Chordata; Mammalia; Eulipotyphla; Talpidae. Gene Ontology annotation, biological process: cell-matrix adhesion; cell adhesion mediated by integrin; cell-cell adhesion. Gene Ontology annotation, cellular component: external side of plasma membrane; integrin complex. Gene Ontology annotation, molecular function: integrin binding.
UCCCUCCCUCCCUCCCUCCCGCCAGGCGCUGGACACGCUGCGGCACCUCUUCUCUUGGGGCUCUCUUCCCCUGGCCAUCUCCUCCCGCCCGCGUGACUUUGGGACGGUGGCUUUUUGGGAUUGAAUGUUCCCUUCCGAGAGCACAUGGCUGGGGAAGCGAGGAGCAGGCUGGGCCCCCAAGGGGCCGUGGUCCGGGAGGCGGUGCUGCUGCUGUUGUGCCUGGGGUUCCCCACCGGGCACCCCUACAACGUGGACACCAAGAGCCCGCUGCUCUUCCAGGGCCCCCCCAACACCCUGUUCGGUUACUCGGUGGUUCUGCACAGCCACGGGGCAAACCGCUGGCUCAUUGUGGGGGCACCCAAGGCCAACUGGCUCGCCAACGCUUCAGUAGUCAAUCCGGGGGCGAUUUACAGAUGCGGGAUCGGAAAGAAUCCAAAUCAGACCUGCGAACAGCUCCAGCUGGGUAGCCCUGAUGGAGAACCUUGUGGAAAGACUUGUUUGGAAGAAAGAGACAAUCAGUGGUUGGGAGUCACGCUUUCCAGGCAGCCAGGAGAAAAUGGAUCCAUAGUGGCUUGUGGACAUAGAUGGAAAAACAUAUUUUACAUGAAGAAUGAUAAUAAGCUCCCCUCGGGUAUCUGCUAUGGAAUACCUGCUGAUUUACGAACCAAACUGAGUAAAAGAAUAGCUCCCUGUUACCAAGAUUAUGUGAGAAAAUUUGGAGAAAAUUUUGCAUCAUGUCAAGCUGGAAUAUCUAGUUUUUACACACAGGAUUUAAUUGUGAUGGGAGCCCCAGGAUCAUCUUACUGGACUGGUUCUGUUUUUGUCUACAACAUAACUACAAAUAAAUACAAGGCUUUUUUAGACCAAAAGAAUCAAGUAAAAUUUGGAAGUUAUUUAGGCUACUCCGUUGGAGCUGGUCAUUUUCGGAGUCCACAUACUACUGAAGUAGUUGGAGGAGCCCCACAGCACGAACAGAUUGGUAAAGCAUACAUAUUCAGCAUAGAGGAAAAAAAACUAAACAUCUUACAUGAAAUGAAAGGUAAAAAGCUUGGGUCUUACUUUGGAGCAUCUGUCUGUGCCGUGGACCUCAAUGCAGACGGCUUCUCCGACCUACUCGUUGGAGCCCCCAUGCAGAGUGUCAUCAGGGAGGAAGGGAGAGUGUUCGUGUACAUCAACUCCGGCUUGGGAGCAGUAAUGAAUGAAAUAGAAACAGAACUCAUUGGAAGUGACAAAUAUGCAGCAAGAUUUGGGGAAUCUAUAGUUAAUCUUGGCGACAUUGAUAAUGAUGGCUUUGAAGAUGUUGCUAUUGGAGCUCCACAAGAAGAUAACUUGCAAGGUGCCAUUUACAUUUACAAUGGCCGAGCAGACGGGAUCUCACCGGCCUUCUCACAGAGAAUUGAAGGAAUUCAAAUUAGUAAAUCACUAAGUAUGUUUGGACAGUCUAUAUCUGGACAAAUUGAUGCAGAUAAUAAUGGAUAUGUAGAUGUAGCAGUUGGUGCUUUUCAGUCUAAUUCUGCUGUGUUGCUAAGGACAAGGCCUGUAGUGAUUGUUGAUGCUUUCUUAAGUCAUCCCGAGUCAGUAAAUAGAACGAAGUUUGACUGUAUUGAAAAUGGGCUGCCUUCUGUGUGCAUGAAUCUGACACUCUGUUUCUCAUACAAGGGCAAAGAAGUUCCAGGUUAUAUUGUUUUGUUUUAUAACAUGAGUCUGGAUGUGAACCGAAAGACAGAGACUCCAUCAAGAUUUUACUUUUCUUCUAAUGGAACUUCUGAUGUGAUUACAGGAAGCAUGAAAGUGUCAAGCAGAGUAACUAACUGUCAAACACAUCAAGCAUUUAUGCGGAAAGAUGUGCGGGACAUCCUCACCCCAAUUCAGAUUGAAGCUGCUUAUCACCUUGGGCAUCACGUCAUCAGUAAACGAAGCACAGAUGAAUUCCCGCCUCUUCAGCCAAUUCUUCAGCGGAAGAAAGAAAAAGACAAGAUUGAAAAAACAGUAAACUUUGCAAGAUUUUGUGCCUAUGAAAAUUGUUCUGCUGAUUUGCAGGUUUCUGCAAAAAUUGGAUUUUUGAGGCCACAUGAAAACAAAACCUAUCUUGCUGUUGGAAGUAUGAAGACAUUAAUGUUGAAUGUAUCUUUGUUUAAUGCUGGAGAUGAUGCAUAUGAAACAACUCUGCAUAUCAAAGUGCCCUCCGGUCUUUAUUUCAUUAAGAUUCUAGAUCUGGAAGAGAAGCAAAUAAAUUGUGAAGUAACAGACAACUCUGGCAUAGUAAAACUUGACUGCAGUGUUGGUUAUAUAUAUGUAGAUCAUCUAUCAAGGGUAGACGUUAGCUUUCUCCUGGAUGCAAGUUCACUCAGCAGAGCAGAAGAGGACCUCAACAUCACAGUGCAUGCCACCUGUGAAAAUGAAGGGGAAAUGGACAAUCUGAAGCAAAAUAAAGUGACUUUAGCAAUUCCUCUGAAGUAUGAGGUUAUGCUAAGUGUUCAUGGGUUCGUAAAUCCAACUUCGUUUGUGUAUGGACCAACGGAGGAAAAUGAACCUGAAAUGUGCAUGGAGGAGAAAAUGAACUUCACUUUUCAUGUUAUCAACACUGGCCCUAGCAUGGCUCCAAAUGUCAGUGUGGAGAUAGCAGUGCCAAAUUCAAUUAUGCCCCGUACCCAUGAGCUAUUCAACAUUUUGUAUGUCCAGACUAGUGUUGGAGAAUGCCAUUUUAAGAAUUAUCAAAGAGUGUGUACAUUAGAACAGCAAAAAAGUGCAUUGGAGACCAUGAAAGACAUAGUCAUGUUCUUUUCGAAGACUGAUAAGAUGCUAUUGUCCUGCUUGAAAGUUGACCCAUAUUGUUUAAGUUUCUUAUGCAAUUUUGGAAAAAUGGAGAGUGGAAAAGAAGCCAGUGUUCAUAUUCAGCUGGAAGGCCGACCAUCCCUUUUGGAAAUGGAUGAGAGUUCAGCACUCAAGCUUGAUAUAAGAGCAACAGCCUUUCCAGAGCCAAAUCCUAAAGUUAUUGAACUGAACAAGGAAGAGAAUGUUGCACACAUUCUGCUUGAAGGAGUACAUCAUCAAAGACCCAAACGUGUUUUCACAAUAGCGAUUGUGUCAAGUAGCUUGGUGCUUGGACUUCUUUUACUUCUAUUGAUUUCCUAUGGCAUGUGGAAGGUUGGCUUCUUUAAAAGACAGUACAAAUCUAUUCUACAAGAAGAAAACAGAAGAGACAGUUGGAGUUAUGUGAACAGUAGAAAUGAUUAAAGACUUCUUUCAAAUUGCGAAAACUAAUAACAACCUCAGGGUAAAGAAAACGUUUUUAUCAAAAAAUGUGAAUUUUGCUCAGACUUCUGUGUUAUUCUUUUACUCACGAUUCUGUGACAUCUGUGUAAAGGUAAAUGGAAAAUCCAGGCAGUGAUUAUACUGGAGAAAAAAAUAACUGCAAAGGUAAUAUUUAAUAUAUCCAAAGAUAAAUUUUCAACUGUUUAAACAAAAACACUAAAGUAUUCACUCCAUUCAAGGUAAUUCUUCUAAGAUACCUUAAAAUAAUGCAUCUAAAUUUGUUUUGGACUAGAAAUAUUGUCAUUUUAAAAGAAAUUACUUACUAUAUGUCUUGCCUUGGUAACUGCAUUGGGUGAUGGUUCAUUUCAAAUAAUAUUUGAGAUUUGUUUGAAAUAUUUUCUAAUGAAUAAAGGAAUCAUUAUUUUAAAAGGUUUAUUUAGUAUUUUACAAAUCAUGGCUGUUAGCGAGAAAAAAUUAGACCAAAUUUAUACAGUGGUUUGAGCUUAAUGAGAUUAUUUAUGUAUAAUACAGAAGUUUUUUUAAGAAUAUAUGUUCAUUUAGGUGCAAGUUCUCCUUUGAUACACUUUUUAUUAAGGAUAACUAGGAGUAAAUUCACACCAAAAAAACCUCUGAAAACAUUGUAAAUAUUGCACUUUAGCUGAUAUUUGAAAUAUAAAUAUACUGGCUUUAUGUAUAAAACAUAACUGUACCUCACUAGCAAUUUUUAAAAAGCAAAAUUGCAAAGACCAGAAUCUCAUGUAAAUUAGAAUCUAUAAAAUAUUUACAAGCAAAUACACAUAAGAGUUCUCUUCAUGGAAAUGGAGAAGCAAAAUUCACUGUAAAAGUACAGAUUUACACCUGCUAUGCAUUUUUAAGUUCUUUUGUUCAUUAAUGAAGUAGUCUCAUCUUUAAUUUGCAAGUACAAAAGGCAUUUAUUCUUUUAUGGUAAUAUUUAUUUCAUCAGAAUUGUCCUAUAUUCUUGUCUUUAUAAUUUUGAAAAUCUGCCUCUUAUAUGGUGACCAGUGGGGAGUCUGACUGUUAGGCAGACCGCUGUUGGUGGAGGCUUUUCCCUAACUCCUGAAAGUUGAUGUAUUUGGUGGCUGGAGUGACAAGUGCUCGAUUUGUGAAGGUGUUUGAGAGCUUGAGUGGCAAAAACCAAUCACAGUGAGUUUGAAGGCUCUUAAACUCAGUGUCUCCACAGACAAAAAAUCGAAAACUUUUCCUUAAAAAGCAUCCAUUAAAAUAUAUGUCUCUCAGGAGAAUGUAUUGCACUAUUGGUGGAAACCAAAACCAGUCCAGAACAUCCUUGUCAGGUAUGAUCCCUGAAGAAAUUUAAAUGUGUUUCUUUUCCAUUUCAGAAAUUGCCAGAUAACAUAGUUCUCUACUGGGCGAGAUUUUUUCCCAGUUAGAUAUGAACUGUAACACUACCUGUAUUUAAAAUGGUAGGUUUUUAAAAUUGUUAAGAAAAUCAGCCAUGCUCAACUUUAAUAUUCACAAAAAAUUGGGUUUUUUUGCAAAUCAUAUCUUUUUUCAAAAUAUCUGUAUAAUUUUGAAAUUUAGGUACCUUGUCAGUAACUCUUGGUUUGUUAAUAUUACAAGUGAUGAAUUCAAAUCCUGGAAAAUGAAAGAAGCUUUGUCUUUGGAAUUCUCUACAUUAAAUAUUGAUAUGUGAUGAUGAUUAAAUACCUUUCCUAAACCAGAAUUUGUUUUUAAAUCCUAGAAGCUAAUUUUUAAUAUCAAAAAUAGUGAUUUUAAACUAUUACAAUAGCUAUGCCUGUGUUUUUUCAUAUUAAAAUUCUAAUCUACACAUUUAUCUUAUAAACAAUUACAUGUUACUUUGGAAUCAUUCAUUUCUUCCAUGCUUCCUCCAUAAAGAUUGAUAAGUCUUGGAUGCAGUCUAUAGAGAAAAGAAUAUAAAUGAUUAUUUUGUCAACCUAUUUUACAUGCGUACAUGUGUUAAGUAUGACACACAUCUAUUUACAAAUUUUUUUUGUUAAAAAAAUACAAAUAAUACAAAAAUAAAAUCUAAUAGUAGCCAACGAACAUGUAUUCCAUGGCAAUGUAUGAAAUGGCUGCAAUCUAGAAAAACAGAGGUCCUGAUAAAUCAGCCCUAGGGAUUAGUACUAUACAUCUUUCUAAACCAACUUCCUUGAUAAUGUCCUUCAUUGUCUGGGGAACGCUCACAUUUAAUAGGCUACACAACUCACCCCUGCAUUUUUUUCCAUCCAUUGAGUGAGUAGUCAUGCUUACCAAGAAUAUGUCUGCCUAUUCCUAAACCUGUUUCUACAUAUUGCUAUUAUUUAAUUAAAUAAUAUGUAAAGUUGUUUCUAUGCAAAGUACGCUGAAUGCUUUAGAAGACUUGAUAAAAACAAACUGUUGAACAUGAAGCAUUCCUUAUGUGUGAAAGAAAAUUGUAAAACACUGGGGCAUUAAAUUGUAACUAUCUGCUACUAGGACGAUUUCACAAGAUUUAAGAUCUUUAUCUGUAUAUAUUCUAAGAAGAGGUACACUUUUUUGUGCAUGUGUCUUUUUUAUGCUUCCCUGAUUUACUAAUUAAAACAAUCUAGCCAACUGGCUAACUUCAUAGUGACAAGAAGGUGACUUAUGCUUACCGCUGGCCACCUAAAAUGGUGAAGUAAUUAGACUUACCGAACGUGGACCUCUGAUGCAACUUCCAUUAAAUCACCGUCUACAUUCCAAGGGAAACUCAACUCUGAAGCAAUUUCUUGUGGUCUAUCUUCUUCGCCUGGAUUGUGCCCACUGGUAGUAUUCCUUGGGUGAACCUUUACUUCUUCAACAGUGUAAGUCUCAACAAAUGGAAAAUUGAACUAAAUAAAACAAAUGAAAGUUCACUGCUCUCUCUCUCUGGCAAUAUCAACACAAAUGCAGAUGUUUUUAUGCUUUGAAACUUUACUCAUGCCUAGGGGUUUCUUUUCAGGAAGGAAGUUUUGUUGGGCGAUUUAGUAAUUGGUAAAUACAUUUCUGACAAGUAAUGUAUAUGCAAUAAAAUAAUUUUUCAAUUAAAAUAUUGGUACAGAAGAUUUAUAUAUUCCACUGA